AUGGCAGGCACGGUGGCAGCAGGCGGGCGGCGUCCACAGCGGGUGAGCAUGCAGGAGCACAUGGCCAUCGACGUGAGCCCGGGCCCCAUCCGGCCCAUCCACCUCAUCUCCGACUACUUCCCGCACUUUUACCCCUUUGCGGAGCCCGGUCUGUGCACCCGGGACCUGCACCCCGCGGUGGCCCCCACCAUCCCCUCGGCACCCCAGCCACAGUCUGACUGCCAGCCAGAGGGAGACUCAGAUGACAGCACUGCCCUAGGCACCCUCGAGUUCACGCUGCUUUUCGAUGCGGACAAUAGUGCCCUGCACUGCACGGCUCAUUGUGCCAAGGGCCUCAAGUCCCCUGCCUCAGGCUCCAUGGACACCUAUGUCAAAGCCAAUCUGCUGCCAGGGGCCAGCAAGGCCAGCCAGCUCCGGACACGCACAGUUCGUGGCACAAGAGGACCUAUCUGGGAGGAGACACUCACCUAUCAUGGCUUCACCCGCCAAGAUGCUGGGCACAAGACCCUGCGGUUGUGUGUGUGUGAGGACCCACGGCUGCGGCGACGGCGGCGGGCGUCUCCCCUGGGGGAGCUCCGGGUGCCCCUGAGAAAGCUGGUGCCCAACCGAGCCAGGAGCUUCGACAUCUGUCUGGAGAAGCGGAGGCUGACUAAGAGGCCCAAGAGCCUGGACACAACCCGCGGCAUGUCCCUCUAUGAGGAGGAGGUGGAGGCAGAGGUGGCCGGGGAGGAACGUGGGCGCAUCCUGCUGUCACUGUGUUACAGCUCCCAGCAGGGUGGCCUGCUGGUGGGUGUGCUGCGCUGCGCCCACCUGGCCCCCAUGGAUGCCAAUGGCUAUUCGGACCCCUUCGUCCGCCUUUUCCUGCAUCCAAACUCGGGGAAGAAAUCUAAAUAUAAAACCAGUGUUCGAAAGAAGACCCUGAAUCCCGAGUUCAACGAGGAAUUCUUCUACGCAGGCCCGCGGGAGGAUCUGGCCCAGAAGACGCUGCUGGUGUCCGUGUGGGACUACGACCUGGGCACGGCCAAUGACUUCAUCGGCGGGGUGCAGCUGAACAGCUGUGCCAGUGGGGAGCGCCUGCGGCACUGGCGUGAGUGCUUGGGCCACAGCGACCGUCAGCUGGAGCUGUGGCACCCACUGGAUGGCACACCCCCCCAGCUCAGCGACUAG
Molecule: messenger RNA, 1167 nt
Organism: Galeopterus variegatus (Sunda flying lemur)
Lineage: Eukaryota; Metazoa; Chordata; Mammalia; Dermoptera; Cynocephalidae
Product: double C2-like domain-containing protein gamma
Exons: 10
Coding region: 1-1167 (388 amino acids)
Cellular component (GO): membrane
Source: RefSeq, a predicted model, not a curated record